This is a messenger RNA of Plutella xylostella (diamondback moth), 1940 nucleotides long. Its product is annotated as putative gustatory receptor 28b. Gene Ontology annotation, cellular component: neuronal cell body; dendrite; axon. The record is from RefSeq and is a predicted model, not a curated record. Gene Ontology annotation, biological process: sensory perception of taste; male courtship behavior; chemosensory behavior. Lineage: Eukaryota; Metazoa; Arthropoda; Insecta; Lepidoptera; Plutellidae.
GGUACUUACCUACUUCUCUAAAUAAAAAAUGUAUAUUUAUAAUAUCUCAUAAUAACAAGUAACAACAUUGACAUUGCGUCGUAACUCGUAAAUAAAUUACGAGUAACUUCCCUGUGGACCCAUUAAUAAACAAUUUAACACUUUCACAAUUAAUCUAUUAAUUGUUCGAAGACCUUUCCAUCAGAUAUAAUUAUUUACUAAGUGUCAGGUACAGUCAGUCAAAAGACUAUACAAGUAUACACAUUUAACUAUUAUGCUGCCAAGUACAAGUAGCUUAUCUACCACAUUUACCUGUACAAUAAUUAAUAGGUACUUACCCGAAUAAUAGUGACGCAGGAGGUCAUUCUCAACAAUAAAAUAAACAAGUCUUGCCCAUGGUCGUCUUCGAUAGUCCCUGGGAGAGGCUCUAUAGGGAUCUUUUUACCUGUGGUAUUAGCCAGCUACUUAAAUAAAUUGUACUUUCAGUAAAAUGUCCUAUACCUAUGCAAAAGAUACGUACGGUACAGAUCCCAUUCACAUAUCAUCGGUAACGAACCAGUAACGAACACAAGGCAUAGCUAGUUUCUGUCACCAACUAUCUAAGAAGAAGACGUAGGUAUGAAUCAAACUUUUGUAAUUUAUUGGCGCAUAAAAUACAUUUCACUGCUAGUACAUCGACCACAGUUAGUAAUGGAAUUAGCAAAUCAAAUCCAUUAGCCAUUAGGGUCAUUUUAAAAGCAUCGAGUUACGCGAAUGUAUGUUCAUUUUCUGGUUAACCGUCACAGUCCACGCCCUGAAAAUAUCACCGUAAAUUAUAGUGGCAUUCCCGUCUCCAUAAGAUUGGAUUCAAUCCAAUUCUUCACCUGAAUUUCUGCGACAUUAAAAUGAAUAAAAUAAAUAAAUCUGGAGCUAAUAUAAAACGAAAAAAACUCGAGGUAAUAUCGAAACCAACGAGAACUGUUUUAAAACUAUAUGGUGUUGGGGUUUUCGAGGUACAGUUCGAUAAGAGUGGUAAAUUGGUAAGAGGGGUAUCCUCUUUGGGAAUAUUUUGCAUAAUAUUUUGGAUCGGCACGUUCUAUUUCAGCGCUAUAUACGCCUGCGUAAAAGACCAUACGAUACUCCGAGCCUACUAUGAAACUAAAUUAAAACAUUACGGUGACGCCUACGAAAGAAUCACAUCUAUGAUGUUUUUCAAAACGACCUUAUUCAAGGUAGCAUGGCACAUAAACGGAAACGUAUCCUUUAUUCAAGCUAUACUGGACAUUGACAAAGCUCUAGAAAGCCAUGGCGUUAAGGCUGACUAUAAGCACAAAAAGACGUUUAUUUUAACACUUGCACAGUUGAUCCCUGUGUUUCUUCGCGGGCUCACAAUAUGUGCAACUCUAUGGGCGAUUGAUGCAGUGAUCCCAUACGACAGAGUAUACCAACUGGUACUUACCGACAGCGUGGCGCUUAUGGUCACUACUUUCUACUGCCACUAUCUAAAUCUCCUGACGGACCGAUAUAAACAGAUCAAUGAAAUCUUGACUAGCGUGAAAGAAGAAGCUAUGGCUAAAGUGCACAUCGAUGCUGGGAUUCCGAUUAUAUCUGAAAAUGGCUACUUAAAGCUGGAAAAUACCAGGAAGGCAGACGGUUGCGAACGAAUUCGAUUAUCAUGUAAAGUUCACAGCAUGCUGUACAAAUCUACGGUUGCCGUAAAUGAAGUAUUUGGCAUGAUUCUUAUGCUGACGUUACUGUUGCCACUAAGUUACAUAAUACUGAAUAUGUUUUACUUUAUGGAGGCGACUUCAGCUGGCUUAACCCACGAUAUCAAAAGAUACAUGAACUUCUUGCUCUACAUAGCCUGGGCAGUGGUGUACAACGUAUUGGCGAUCUUCUUGAAUGUCUACUUCAGUGAGUCAACCGUCGCAGAGGUACCUACAUUGGUUUAUAAACAAAUACUAAGUGCUAAACGUAACUAG